AUGUGCGACUGGGAGGAAUUCUUAUUCACUUGCAACCACUCCCAGGUUCGGCUCAAGUCCUACUGCCACUUUGCGCGCAACGAUCCCAACCACGGAUGUCUAGGAGUCAAGGUACUCCGCAACUCGUGGCGACAGGCGGUCCCGUGUGAUGAGUGUCUUGUUAAAGGUUCUCCCGUGGGCGUAUCACAUCGGGGUGUUCAAUGA
Trichoderma virens Gv29-8 is the source of this 204-nucleotide messenger RNA. RefSeq lists its product as uncharacterized. The transcript has a single exon. Bases 1 to 204 code for a protein of 67 amino acids. The record is from RefSeq and is a predicted model, not a curated record. Lineage: Eukaryota; Fungi; Ascomycota; Sordariomycetes; Hypocreales; Hypocreaceae.